AUGUUAGCCUGUGGUAUCCAGAGCCUGGGGGUAGGUCAUGGGACCAGGUCAGAGGUCAGGGGGCGUGUCCAUGGGCGCGUCCACAGGUGUGAGGUUGACGGCUGUUACAAGGAGUACACCAAGAGUUCCCACCUCAAGGCCCACACACGCACACACACAAGUGAGAAGCCAUAUAAGUGCACGUGGGUCGGGUGCACGUGGCAUUUUGCCCGUUCUGACGAGUUGACCCGCCACUUCAGGAAACACACGGGGGUGAAGCCAUUCAGGUGUGGCGACUGUGACCGCUCCUUUUCCCGCUCAGAUCACCUGGCCCUGCACAGACGCAGACACACACAGAGCAGCGGACAGACGGACAGGCACACAGAGCAGCGGACAGACGGACAGGCACACAGAGCAGCGGACAGACGGACAGGCACACAGAGCAGCGGACAGACACUGGGACAAACAGUAGAUGGACUGUUGUAGCCUACAAGUGGAUGGAUGGAUCAGUGGACAGAACAGUAGGAUGGAUCCACUAAGACUGAGAUGCCAGCCAGUUCAUUCAACACGUUUUUAAACGCAGAUUGAAAGAACAAGUGCCAAAUUGCUUUUGUCAAAUGUAUUUUAUUCUGUUUUCCAAACAUAUUAAACUGUGAA
Messenger RNA from Coregonus clupeaformis (lake whitefish), 636 nucleotides. RefSeq names its product Krueppel-like factor 3. Gene Ontology annotation, biological process: regulation of transcription by RNA polymerase II. Bases 1 to 465 code for a protein of 154 amino acids. Gene Ontology annotation, molecular function: DNA-binding transcription factor activity, RNA polymerase II-specific; RNA polymerase II cis-regulatory region sequence-specific DNA binding. Lineage: Eukaryota; Metazoa; Chordata; Actinopteri; Salmoniformes; Salmonidae. The transcript has 2 exons. The record is from RefSeq and is a predicted model, not a curated record.